GUAGAAAGCCCCACUAUCUUCCAGCCAUGGGUGUUCACGUAUACGGUAAGGCCAUUAAACACAACGCGCUAGUCAGAAUAGGCUUGGCGAAGCGGAUCUUCGGCGUGGGCUACCGUACCGCACAAGAGAUCUGUGCCAAGGUAGGCAUUUACCCACAGAUGAGAAUGAACCAGCUCAGCGAGCCUCAGAUCAUGGCUAUCAACAAGGAGCUUUCUGAAAUGACUAUCGAAACCCAGUUGAAGCAGAAGAUCUUGGAUGACAUUGCCUUGAAGAGAUCCAUCAACUCGUAUGCCGGAAUCAGACAUGCCAACUCCUUGCCUGUGCGUGGCCAAGGCACGAGGAACAAUGCCAGAACGGCCAAGAAGUUGAACAGACUAGACAGAAAGUUGUGAUUUGGGACAAAUUACUUGUAUAUAUAAUGUAUGACGGAAUACGAAUGUGGUGUAGGAGAAGCCGCUAGUCUGGAGUUGGAUGUGCGGUGAAAACAGAAAGACGAGAGUAGGGACAGAUCCAC
Messenger RNA from Metschnikowia bicuspidata var. bicuspidata NRRL YB-4993, 514 nucleotides. Its product is annotated as mitochondrial 37S ribosomal protein uS13m. Lineage: Eukaryota; Fungi; Ascomycota; Pichiomycetes; Serinales; Metschnikowiaceae. Gene Ontology annotation, cellular component: small ribosomal subunit; ribosome; mitochondrion. Gene Ontology annotation, biological process: translation. The coding region runs from base 27 to 392 and encodes 121 amino acids. The transcript has a single exon. The record is from RefSeq and is a predicted model, not a curated record. Gene Ontology annotation, molecular function: structural constituent of ribosome; RNA binding.